UCCAACUGGUUAUCACCCGAUUUGACGUCUUUAGGCAAACCAUCGCCAGCCGUGACACUAGUGGACGGACUGCCCGAAGACCACAACCCGAUGACACAAUUGUCGCCCAUAUCUGCCAUGUCUUCGUUGAUAGGAAGCGAUGAGAUCAGAGAAAGACAACAAAAUUUGAUGAAAAUGAUCGAUAAGUGUUCAUAUGUUGGCCGCAAAUCAAACCUCGUCUUAAUAAGCGGUUCCAGUCGUCAACAUAUGGCCGACACUCGGAUCCCUUCCUCUCAAUUCAAACAGAACUCAGAAUUCAUUUAUUUGACGGGUUUUACGAGCACUCAGUCAUCCGAUUGUGUUCUCGCACUCAUCGGUGGUAAUGGAGAACCUCUUCAGUCCAUACUUUUUGCUCCGUUUGAAGACUCUGUCCAUCAGUUAUGGGACGGAAACGAUAUGAGAGAGCAUUCCGUUUGGAUUAACAGUAUUUGCGAUGAAUUAAGAGAUUUGUCGAAAUUGAAUGAAUUGAUUGUCUCAGAGAUACCACACAAACAGCUGUUUGUCUCCAGAUCUGGUUUAAACCAAUCCAAUGGCAAUAAUAGUGAAAAUUGUGAUAAAUUGAGUCCUCGUUUAACUACUCAUUUGAAUCUCAACACAAACACAUCCAUACAUAGAGUGUCGCCAUUUUUGGAUCAGUUAAGAGCCGUUAAAUCAAAGGCUGAAUGCAAUGCAAUGCGAAGAGUGUGUGAUAUCGGCUCUCAAGCGAUACUAAACUCAAUGGUUUGGACCAAACAGUUGUCAGAACACAGUCUCGUCAAUGAAUCCCAAAUUGCGGCCAAAUUUGAGUUCGAGUCUCGAGUAAACGGCGCCCGAAAGAUAUCCUUUCCCACGGUUUGCGGUUCCGGCCAGAGGUCGACAAUCAUUCAUUACGGCGCUAACGACCAGUUCUGUGCCACCGAUGACUGGGUCUUAAUGGACGCGGGAUGUGAGGACGUGGACGGCUAUAACAGUGACAUCACCAGAACGUGGCCUAUAAAUGGCAACUUCGGCACCAAUAGACUCCGCAACGAUCUAUACGAAGCUCUAUGUGAAGUUCAGUCCGACCUCAUCGCUGCCGUGUCCUCCGAUUCAAUGAUGACACUCGACCUCCUCUUUAAACUCAUGUGUGAUUUAUUGGGCAAAGUUUUGCUGGAAUUUAACGUUUUGAAUACAACGGUCUCCGCACAAGAAGCCGCUUCUCUGGCCCAUCGUUUCUGUCCGCAUCACGUCUCACACUAUUUGGGACUUGAUAUCCACGACUGCCCAUCGGUUUCCCGAAAUACUAUACUAAAAGCUGGCCAUUGCUUUACUGUAGAGCCGGGCCUUUAUUUCCAUAGAAAUCAAACGCUAAUAAAACCCGAAUUUAAAGGCAUAGGAAUGCGUGUUGAGGACGACCUACUGAUCAACAGCGAGGGACAGAUCGAGGUGUUGAGUAAGGGUUGUCCUCACAAACCGAAUCUCAUUUAAUUUAUUGAUUGAUUGUUUAAAAAUGAAGUAUUAGUUAAAAGUAUUU
Molecule: messenger RNA, 1531 nt
Organism: Medioppia subpectinata
Lineage: Eukaryota; Metazoa; Arthropoda; Arachnida; Sarcoptiformes; Oppiidae
Source: the annotation of a GenBank genome assembly